Manacus vitellinus (golden-collared manakin) is the source of this 338-nucleotide messenger RNA. RefSeq names its product alpha-globin transcription factor CP2-like. Gene Ontology annotation, cellular component: nucleus. The annotation marks the transcript as partial. Gene Ontology annotation, molecular function: RNA polymerase II cis-regulatory region sequence-specific DNA binding; DNA-binding transcription activator activity, RNA polymerase II-specific. The record is from RefSeq and is a predicted model, not a curated record. Gene Ontology annotation, biological process: regulation of transcription by RNA polymerase II. The transcript is spliced from 3 exons. Lineage: Eukaryota; Metazoa; Chordata; Aves; Passeriformes; Pipridae.
GGGCCGACCUGCUGAAGCUGAGCAGGGACGACGUGAUCCAGAUCUGCGGCCCCGCCGACGGGAUCCGGCUCUUCAACGCCCUCAAGGGCAGGCAGGUGCGGCCCCGCCUGACUCUCUACGUGUGCCAGGAGUCGGGGCAGGGGAGGGACCCCCGGACAGAGCCCGAGGAGGGGGACGGAGCCGGAACCUUCUUCGUGUACCACGCGCUGUACCUGGAGGAGCUGACGGCGGCCGAGCUCUCGGAGAAGUUGGCUCACCUGUUCCGUGUCUCCGCCCACCAGAUCCAGCAGAUCCACAAACAGGGACCCACCGGGAUCCACGUCCUGGUCAGCGACGAG